ACGCGCCCCGGCCGGGCUAGGCGGUCCGUUGCCAAGGGAGGACGCGCAGGCGUAGAACGGCAUCCUCCUCUUCUCUCUUUCAAUCCCUAAACAAGAAACCCGGAAGUGUGCGGUGUUAAAAAAAAAAGAGGCCAAGCAGGUGGAAGGGAGACUCACCUCUCACCUUCUUAAGAAUGGAGAAAAUGGCGGACCUUGAGUUCCCCAAUGCUACACAUGAUGUGUUCAAUGUCACCCUUCACACAACGCUGGCUCUUACCACAAAGCUGGUACUUCCUACACCUGCUAAGCCAAUACUUCCAGUGCAAACUGGAGUUCAAGCUCAACAAGAGGAGCAAUCGAGUGGCAUGACUAUAUUCUUUAGUCUUCUUGUAUUAGGUAUCUGCAUCAUAUUGGUGCACUUAUUGAUAAGGUACAGGCUGCAUUUCAUGCCAGAGAGUGUUGCUGUUGUUUCAUUAGGUAUUCUCAUGGGAGCAGUUAUAAAAAUCAUAGAAGCGCAAAAGCUAGCCAACUGGAAGGAAGAAGAAAUGUUUCGUCCCAAUAUGUUUUUCCUUCUUUUACUUCCACCAAUCAUAUUUGAAUCUGGGUAUUCAUUACACAAGGGGAAUUUCUUUCAAAACAUAGGCUCCAUCACCCUAUUUUCUGUGAUUGGGACAGCAAUUUCAGCUUUCAUUGUUGGAGGAGGAAUCUAUUUUCUUGGUCAGGCUGAUGUAAUUUAUAAACUCAACAUGACUGACAGUUUUGCAUUUGGUUCUCUGAUCUCGGCUGUUGACCCAGUAGCUACUAUUGCUAUCUUUAAUGCCCUUAAUGUUGAUCCUGUACUUAACAUGCUUGUCUUCGGGGAAAGUAUUCUCAAUGAUGCAGUCUCAAUUGUCCUAACAAACACAGCAGAAGGUUUGACAAGAGAACAUACGUCCGACGUAAGUGGAUGGCAAACCUUUCUCCAGGCUCUGGGUUACUUUCUGAAGAUGUUCUUUGGUUCUGCCGCGCUGGGGACACUGACUGGCCUUAUUUCUGCAGUAGUAUUAAAGCAUAUCGAUUUAAGGAAAACACCUUCUCUGGAGUUUGGAAUGAUGAUUAUCUUUGCUUACCUUCCCUAUGGAUUGGCAGAAGGUAUUUCUCUCUCAGGUAUCAUGGCUAUCUUGUUCUCUGGUAUCGUAAUGUCUCACUACACCCAUCAUAAUCUCUCUCCAGUGACACAGAUUCUAAUGCAACAGACUCUGAGAACAGUUGCAUUCAUGUGCGAAACAUGCGUUUUUGCAUUUCUAGGGCUGUCGAUUUUUAGUUUUCCUCACAAAUUUGAAGCGUCCUUUGUCAUUUGGUGCAUAGUGCUUGUGCUUUUUGGCAGAGCUGUCAAUAUUUUCCCACUCUCCUACCUGCUCAAUUUCUUCCGUGAUCACAAAAUCACUCCCAAAAUGAUGUUCAUCAUGUGGUUUAGUGGCUUACGUGGAGCAAUUCCUUAUGCAUUGAGCCUCCAUUUAGGGUUGGAGCCAAUAGAGAAGCGGCAGCUUAUUGGAACCACGACAAUCAUCAUUGUAUUGUUUACAAUCUUGUUGUUGGGUGGAGGAACUAUGCCUUUAAUCAGACUGAUUGAUAUUGAAGACUCAAAAGCAAGGCGAAAGAACAAGAAGGAUAUUAACCUCAGCAAGACAGAAAAAAUGGGCAACACAAUUGAAUCUGAACAUCUGUCUGAACUUACAGAGGAAGAGUAUGAAGCACACUACAUCAAGCGCCAGGACCUCAAAGGCUUUAUGUGGCUUGAUGUCAAAUACUUGAAUCCUUUUUUUACCCGGCGGCUCACGCAAGAGGACUUACACCAUGGUCGCAUACAGAUGAAAAGCCUCACCAACAAAUGGUACGAGGAGGUGCGACAAGGACCGUCUGGAUCUGAAGAUGAAGAGCAAGAGUUACUGUAACGAGACUAGAGCAGGAACUUACAAUGAUGGCACCAAAAAUGUAGGACAAUUCAUGAAGAUGAGCUCCAGGGUUGUACUCAAGACUGCAUUUGGUAUACAUGGUGGUGAGAUGUAUUCCAAACAAACAGCUGCAACAUGUUUUGAAGAGAAAGGCUGUCUCUAGUGCCAAAUUUUGGGUUAUCUGGACAUUGUGCUGAAUCCAUCUGCAUCGGGAUAACUAGGAAAUGGGUUUGUACUGAUUAUGAUUUCUGCUGUAUUUAUUAUAUGUGAGAGGGACUCUGUAGGACAGCUUCAGAAAACUUUAGUGCACUUUAUUCUUUUUUUCUGAUACACUGGCUUUGGAAGUCAUGAGGAUGAAUACUGUGAAUAAUGGGCAAGUACAUUAUUAUUUGAAGCUCAUUUUUAAUUUGCUGUCUUGGUAUAUUACGAACUCAAGAGGCCAAAUAAGAACAUUGCUACAGGACUGUUAUUGUGCAUGAACAAAAGCACCUAAUUAAAGCGUCAUAGUCUCUGGGAUUUCAAAUUA
Molecule: messenger RNA, 2439 nt
Organism: Anolis sagrei ordinatus
Lineage: Eukaryota; Metazoa; Chordata; Lepidosauria; Squamata; Anolidae
Gene: SLC9A8
Product: solute carrier family 9 member A8
Biological process (GO): potassium ion transmembrane transport; sodium ion transport; regulation of intracellular pH
Cellular component (GO): membrane
Molecular function (GO): sodium:proton antiporter activity; potassium:proton antiporter activity
Source: RefSeq, a predicted model, not a curated record